Molecule: messenger RNA, 2313 nt
Organism: Pseudomassariella vexata
Lineage: Eukaryota; Fungi; Ascomycota; Sordariomycetes; Amphisphaeriales; Pseudomassariaceae
Product: Met-10+ like-protein-domain-containing protein
Exons: 6
Coding region: 1-2313 (770 amino acids)
Biological process (GO): mitochondrial tRNA methylation; tRNA N1-guanine methylation
Cellular component (GO): cytoplasm; mitochondrial matrix
Molecular function (GO): transferase activity, transferring alkyl or aryl (other than methyl) groups
Source: RefSeq, a predicted model, not a curated record
AUGUCGUUCAGCUCCAGAGACACAGAGCUGUAUCGGGAGGACCAGAGAGCUGGCCACCGAUUGCUUCAAGCACAACAAAGGGAAGAACUAGCUAAACGCUACCUCCCGGAGACGUCUCGAUUUGGUGUUAGGAAAUUCUUUCGGCAGCAGCUCUACGAGUUCUCUUACGCAUUUAUCCAUGCCUUAUUCUCUGUCUACAUCCGAAUCCGCAUCGCAUACCACGCCAUCAUCCAUCGCAUAUGGUCCAUAUUACGGUACCACCAUCGAGAUCCACAGUACAUCAAGAAAGAUGUCGAGAAACUGAGCAGGAAACCCAACCAUGUCAGUGUCAUACUGACUUUGGAGAACGGAGGCAAACGGGGUGACGCCAUCGAGAAGCUCAUCAAUGAAGUAGCUGAUGUCGCCGCCUGGUGUAAAUCUGCUGGUAUUCCACUGUUAUCUGUUUACGAGAAGAGAGGCGCUCUCAAGAACCACAUGCCCUACGUGCACCGCAUCGUCAAUCGCAAACUCCAAGAAUGGUUCGGCAAAUUCCAAGCACCUGUCUUCCAUCUGCACUGUCGAGGCGAAGAGUCAAUUCAUCCGCACAACUAUAAUGUCAUCGCUGGUAGGGCUGGCGCGGAAAAGGAGCAUUUCCAGAUCCUCUUGUUGUCGGCCGAGGACGGUCGCGAGUCCAUGGUAGACUUGACUAAAGUCUUCGCUGUAAUGGCGCAGCGAUCUAAGUUAUCGGCGGCGGACAUCACGGCUGAUGUAAUCGACAAUGAGCUUACGGAGGCCGUCAUGGCGGAGCCAGAUCUACUGGUUUCCUUUUCGCCUUUCGUCGACUUGCAGGGCUAUCCUCCGUGGCAGAUAAGGUUGACGGAGAUCUACUGCAAGCCGGAUAACCAGGGGGUCGGGUAUCAGUCGCGGUGUCCCAUCAAUUCUAAUGAUUGCCAACAGGCAACCGCAAGUAAGGCCGAUAUGAACCUCUUCCGCCCCUCUACCGUCCGACCAGCCGCUGGUGUCCUCAAUCGAUCGCUAUUUGCGAGGACGAUCCCACUGGCAGCUGCCACGGUUGCUGAGAAGAAGAAUAUUGCCAAAUACCGCCAGGCACUGGCAAAGACGAAGGAGUUGCUGGCUUUAGAAAGGAUAGCGGCAAUUGCACCGCAUCCCGACCAAGCACUUGCCUCCCAAGGACAGAAAUGCCUGCUAUUGAGCCCAACAGUGAAAUCUGCACUUCCCGAAACAUGGGGUCCAAGCCUGAAAGAAGGAGUAGACAAAUCCGAGCUGGGCGUUAUACCCUUUUCUGAUGUUAUAUCCGCACUGCUGCCGCCCGAACUCCACGACGAAAUCCCCACGGGAUUCAAUGCAGCCGGCCAUGUAGCUCACCUGAAUCUUCGCGAGCAAUACCUACCUUACAAGAAGCUCAUCGGUGAGAUUCUCGUAGACAAGAAUGCACACAUUCGUACCGUCAUCAACAAGGUUGAUAACGUGGGUACGGAGUCGGAAUUCCGCACCUUCGCUUAUGAAGUCCUCGCCGGACCGGACGACAUGGAUGUCGAGGUGCGGGAGAAUGGUUGUAUAUUUCACUUUGACUACUCAAAAGUCUACUGGAAUAGUAAGCUGGAAGCCGAGCACACACGGCUCAUCAAUAUGUUUCAACCGGGCGAGGUCGUCUGCGAUGUGAUGGCAGGUAUCGGACCCUUCGCCGUACCCGCGGGCAAGAAAGGAGUAUUCGUAUGGGCCAACGACAUGAACCCAGAGAGCCAUCACUAUCUCGCAGAGUCGAUUAAACGCAAUAAGGUCGGGCAGUACGUACGUCCCUUCAAUGAAGACGGGCGUGCCUUCAUCCACCAUGCAGCAGACUCCGUCUACGCUGCUUCUAUAACCGAUGAACAUGCCGUCACACCAAGGAAAACUCGCCGCCACCGACAAGAUGCAACUGCAAAUGAGGGCUUGCUGCCGCCCCCGCAAAAGAUUCCCGUCCCGCCCACCAUCGCACACUUCGUCAUGAAUCUCCCCGCCUCCGCGUACACCUUUGUCCAUCAUUACCGCGGGCUUUACGCUAAUCGCGCGGAGCUUUUUGAGCCGCAUACGAAGACCAAGCUGCCGAUGGUCCAUGUCCACUGCUUUGCACUUAAGAGCGACGAUGACGUGCCACGCCUGGAUAUCUGUGAGCGGCUCUCCACCGAACUAGGCAUGAAGGUAGUCCCCGGUGACGGAGAGAACGCCGGUGAGGUUAGCAUUUACGACGUUAGAGACGUGGCGCCAGCGAAGCGCAUGUUCUGCGCAUCCUUUAGACUACCACACGAAGUGGCGUUUGCACCCCGAACCUAG